Parnassius mnemosyne (clouded apollo) is the source of this 741-nucleotide messenger RNA. The record is from the annotation of a GenBank genome assembly. Lineage: Eukaryota; Metazoa; Arthropoda; Insecta; Lepidoptera; Papilionidae.
AUGUUGGAAAAUGAGCUCUAUUUCAGGCAGAAAUGCAAUUUUCCAAAUUGUGUAGGCGCUAUUGAUGGGAAGCAUGUUUAUAUCAAAUCACCUCCCAACUCAGGUUCAGACUAUUUUAACUAUAAGAAAUCGUUUUCGUUAGUACUACUUGCUGUUGUCGAUGCAAGAUAUAAAUUCAUUGCAAUAGACGUUGGAUCAAAGGGACAUUUCAGUGAUGCAGGAAUAUUUAGCAACUCUGCAUUGGGAAAGAAACUAAAAGAUAAUUCAUUAUUUCUACCAGAAUCCAAAUCUUUAGAAGAAGGUGGUAUGGAAAUGCCUUUCAUAUUUGUUGGUGACGAAGCAUUUCCACUGCUUCCAAACUUAAUGAGACCAUACCCUCAAUCGCAACUAAAUAAUCAGAAAAGAAUAUAUAACUAUCGUCUAAGCAGAGCACGGCGAGUUCUUGAACAAGCGUUUGGAAUACUAGCAGCACGAUGGCGAGUAUUUCAUACUGCAUUUGUUUGUAAUAUCCACACAGUUAACAAAGUUAUUAAAGCGGCCUGUGUUCUGCAUAACUAUUUGAGUGGAGAUAACGAAAUUCAGACUGAAAACAGUAUUAACAGUGUGUUGCGUCCUUUGCGACUAGGAGGCAAUAGCCCUUCUAUUACAGCCUAUCAGAUAAGAAAAGAAUUUUCCAAUUAUUUUAACGGCAGUGGUAGCGUACCUUGGCAAAAUACAAGUGCCCAUAUAAAUGAAAAUUAA